AUUGACAUGAGUUUGUGGUCUGCGCAUGCGCGUAGCGCCCGCGGAAAUUCAAACGCUAGAACUCAGCUGACAGACGUUUGAAAAAUCCACAAACUCUGACACGGUUAUUUGUACUGAGGUGAUAAGAUGGAAAAUCAGAAGAGACAGAGAGAUCCACUGGAGGAAAACACUUCAGCCUCUAGUGAACUUGAAAAUGUGUUAAAGAAAAGGCGGCUGGCAGCAGAGGGAGAGGAGAACCUGGACCCCAAGAAAUCUCCUGCCAGGACACGCUUGCGAUUGGCAGAGCUGGAGGUGAAACCAGACACUCCAGCCAUAGCCUCCAUUCGCUCCAGAGUCCAGCAGCUCAGCCAGAGGCGAGAUGGUGGGACUGGAUUAGUCCAGCGCUGUCUGUCUGACCCCGGGUCUGAGGGUUGCACUAGCAACAUAUCCUCACCAGUUUGUCACAUCGGUGAGGGAGAGUUUAGCUCCCGCCUGCAGCGCUUCAAAGCUCCGACACCACUGAACAGCCCCGGUCGCUCCACCCCUUGCACACGCAAUCUCUCCAGCUUUGUGCAUGGCAUCCAACAGCAGCUGAAUGCUGCAGUAACACCCAGCACUAAAGAGGCCUCUCGUAUCCGCCAGGCACGUGAAGAUGAGUUGCGUAAAUUGAAGGUUCAGCCAGUGGCAGAAAACGUGUGGUUGAAGAGAAGUCUGUCUGACUCCUCCCUCGCUGAGAGGGCAUCUCCAUCCACAUCCUCUCCCUGGGUUUACAGGAAAAAUCGAAAACCCCAGUGGCCUCCAUUACAGCCUGGGAGUGAUGAACUAAAGGACACUGAAUUCAGCCCAUGUGAGGUUGACAGUAAGGUGUUUGAUGGAAGUCUGAACACCACACCACCAUGUUCUGUGGACAUCCGUUUUCCCAAUGAAGAACUUUAUACAUCUACAGAACCUGUGUCUCUGAGCACUUCCGCUUUAAUUGACAAGAUGUUUGAAGACGUCCUGCAGCAUGCAGACAAGGAAGUUGAAGGUGAAGAUGAAAAUAAGGAAGAGGAGAUGGAGAAAGAUGAAAGCUAUUCAUCAGACACUGGAAAAGAAGACAAAACCGAAUCGAAUACAGCUGAAAAGGAAAACAAACAGGAACCAGUCACACUGAAUGAGGAUCCUCUUGAGCAGAGUGAGAUGUGUGAAGAGAGUGAAGAAACGCCUGAUGCUAGGUCUGCAACAGAUAAAGAGAAGGAGCUCCAGUCUGAUGAUGGUGAAGGAGAAACGGAGGAAAAGCAGGAGAGCACCAUGGGUGAUGAGGAUUUCCUGACCCUGCCUCCUAGUUGUAUCCUCUCUCCUCUCAGCAAAUCUGUGGAGGCUGUUGUCACACCACUGAAGAUUGAAAUCACUGUGCCUGAGCCAUCAGUCCAACCGCCCUCACCUGAAGAAAUGACAGCUAGUCCUGCUGACAAUGUUCCACCUUUAUACAGCAUUGACGCCUACCGCUCACAGAGGAAGAUCCAUCUCCCUUCUACUCAGAGCUUGACCCCUGGAGUUCAGAAACAGGUUCAAGAGAAGACCUGCUCAAAAAAGCCCAUCAACAUCAAGGAGAGAAUUAAGGCUUUAAAUGAGGAGGCAGCCAAGCUGCAGACUAUCAUCGCGCAGACACUCCAGGCUCUGAGCUGCUGCAGUGAUGAGGAACAUGGGAAAGGUUCCCAGCAGGAGGCUGAAGCUGAAAAACUCCUGCUUGUCUCCAGUGAGAAACGGGCAGCCUUACUGGCAGAGGUCAGCAGACUGAGAGAGGGUGAGUCUGGUAAACCAGACUCCCAGAAUGCACCUCUGCAGCCCUGCAGAGGCACAGUCAGCAUCAGCAGCAUCCAGCUGCCCCUCAAGGUGGAAUUUGUAUGCUCUGCUCGCACAGGCCGCCCAACACACUACUUCUUCGUUUUGGUUCGUUAUGGACCAUGUAAUAUUGUAGCAACACCUUUGGCUACAGCUGCUGAUGCCCAAAACGGAGACACCAUCACCUUCCCAACUUCUAUUACACUACAAGACAUUCGGUCCAAUUUUGAGAUUGAUGUUGAGGUCUACAGUUUGUCCAGUACUCAGAGUAAUACCUGCAGUAUAAAUCAGCAGUUCCGCAGCUCAACCAAGUCAAGGGUGACACCCAAAAAGAUUCUCCACAGCAUCACAAAAUCUAACCAGAGUGUGACUUCUGCAACUCUGCCUGGUCUGAGUUCCCAACGCUCUAGUAACUUCACAUUAGUGGGCUCUCACAAGAUUACCCUGAAUUCAUUGGGACAGAGCAAGUUUCCUCUAGACAAGAUGAAAUUUGAAGGCAAAAUCAGGAGACUCCUUGGAGAUGAGUUUCAGGAAAAGGUUCCCUUCCUCUCUCCUCUAGAGGGCCACAUCUAUCUGCGGCUGCACAGCGAGGGCCAUUCUAAUGUCCAGCAUCAGGGAUUUCUGACGAUGUUUGAGGAUGUGAGUGGCUUUGGAGCUUGGCAGAGGUUCUACUUCCUUCUGGAAGGAGGACACCUGCUCUACUGGAACUAUCCUAAUGAAAUGGGAAACAAGCCAGCAGAUGGCAGUCUGUCUCUCUUUGACUUCUGCAGUGUUAGGCCUGUAGAACGAGAGUGCUGUGCACGGCCGCACACCUUUGAAUUAGUAGAGACUAACACCCUCCAGCAAGAACACAGCCAGACCUUGAAGAAGUGCUGGUUUUCAGCUGACACACGAGAGGAGAGGUCUGACUGGAUGGAGAAACUGAAUCAGACCUUGCUGGACUCUCUAACCUGGAACAGGAAGCCAGUCUCCAGCGAUAAUAGGGCCAGCAUGGCCUCUAACACCGGAAACUCUCGUGAGAGCAUCCUGUAACACAACACAAAUGUGAACCCUCACCAUCUAAAACUAAGAAAGGAGAUCUCGAAGAAGAUCACAUGUGGCACUAAAAAAAGUACAUGAAGAGCUUCUGAAAAUAAACUUGGGGGCAGCCAAACAGGACUGUUUCAUAUAAUAGUGGAUCAUAAUCUAUAUAAAUGCAUAUAUGCCUGUUCUACUUCGUUAUUAGAUGCAUACAUAAUAGUGGCAUAUUUGUUAAGAUUCCUGAUAUAUCAUUACAUCUUAUAGAUUGUGCUUAUACUUUAGAAUCUCUUAAGGAUAGAUGGAUUUGCCAUUGCUAUUAAUUUUCAGGGAAGCUAUGUAGUAAGAGCAGUCUGGUUUGAGUGCAUGAGGUAAGUCUCCAAAGUGCCUAUUUGAAUGUUUAUUUAUCUCCUGCCUUAUUCAGACAGUUGCUCAUGAUUGAAUUGCUUUACAUUUUAAUGCAAUAAUCUGUUUCGGGUUAUGCUAAUGUAUGAGGGUGUCCUUAAUUACAUGUUAUAAAGUUUACUGCAUUAGUAGGGAAGCACUACUUGUCUGCCUUCGACUAAAGCUUUUUAUGUUUAUUGCUUUCUCAUUUACUCUGGGAACAAUUUAUGUGACUGUCAUACUGCAGUCUUCAUCUAGAAGGGAGAAUCGUUUUUAUUUGAAUGUACAAUAUAUGAAGUACGUCCUGAAUCGUAUAGCUUAUGAUUUUUUUUUGGGAGGACAGUUUCAUAGUAUGCCUCCUUAUGAUUUGAUUUUGAAGAACACUCAUUGUUUACUACAAAAUGAUUUUGGGAGUACUUGGCCAUGCAUUAUAUCUCGUGAGGUUAGAAGACAAGUCUGGCCAACAUAAACUAAAGCAAUUGAGUUUAUACUCUAAUCUGAUGGUCAUUUGGGGUUCUUGGGUUAGAAUCUGGAAUGUGCAAGUAUAAGAAUAACACUACAGAGCUGUCAGUUUAAAAAAAAACGUAUGAUAAUUCAUGCUUCCGUGGGGAGAGUCAUGUAACAAGCUUAUGACUUCUGCAAGGUUUAUUUGAAGCUUUAGUAGGUUAUAUCUGUCUUGAGAAAGGGUUGCCACUCUAGAGACUGUGAAACUCAUGGGAAGUGUUUCGUGCCAUGUUUGUCCCAUAUAUGUGUUUUUGCCAAGGGUCUCAUAUGCUAUUGCUGUGUUAAACUAUAUAUCCUAAAUAUCCUGGUAAAGGUACUAUAAAAUAAA
Molecule: messenger RNA, 4036 nt
Organism: Labeo rohita (rohu)
Lineage: Eukaryota; Metazoa; Chordata; Actinopteri; Cypriniformes; Cyprinidae
Gene: anln2
Exons: 24
Coding region: 127-2835 (902 amino acids)
Biological process (GO): mitotic cytokinesis; actomyosin contractile ring assembly; septin ring organization
Cellular component (GO): actomyosin contractile ring
Source: RefSeq, a predicted model, not a curated record